AUGUCGGCCGCCAGCAAGAAGGAACUCCGAACUACAGGAGCGCCCGCUCCUCUGCCCUUCUACUCCCAAGGCGUUGUCCUCGGUAACAUGGUGUACGUGUCUGGAUCUCUGGGCAUUGAUUCGGAUACUGGAAAGUUCGUCGAGGGAACUGUUGCCGAUCGUACAACGCGAAUCCUGGAAAACAUCAAUAACAUCCUUGCCGAGGCAGGCACUAGCCUCGAAAACGCCGUCAAGCUCAAUGUCUUCCUUACAGACAUGAGCAACUUCGAUGUCAUGAACGGCGCCUAUGCCAAGUUCUUUGACAAGGGUGUUCGACCUAUCCGCACAUGUGUCGCUGUCAAGGAACUCCCCUUUGGAGCUGACGUUGAGAUUGAGGCCUCCGCACACCUAUGA
Clonostachys byssicola is the source of this 393-nucleotide messenger RNA. The record is from the annotation of a GenBank genome assembly. NCBI's taxonomy places the organism in Eukaryota, Fungi, Ascomycota, Sordariomycetes, Hypocreales, Bionectriaceae.